This is a messenger RNA of Pseudoliparis swirei, 2305 nucleotides long. It is a transcript of the gene ttyh2l, whose product is annotated as tweety homolog 2, like. Lineage: Eukaryota; Metazoa; Chordata; Actinopteri; Perciformes; Liparidae. The record is from RefSeq and is a predicted model, not a curated record. Bases 367 to 1971 code for a protein of 534 amino acids. Gene Ontology annotation, molecular function: intracellularly calcium-gated chloride channel activity; volume-sensitive chloride channel activity. Gene Ontology annotation, cellular component: plasma membrane. The transcript is spliced from 14 exons.
AGUGCGCUGUGGCUUGGCCUGGCCCACUUUCCUGAGAAGUGUUUGUCACGCCUUCUCUGCAGGAGGCAGCUCCACGCCGUCACUUGGUCCCGGGUCUCGGAUACACACGUUUGGCCCGCAUCGACGUGCUGUGAGUUGUAGUAGUUGCGCAACAGUUCACGCAGAACUAUGGGAACUAGGAGGCAUGGCACACGAGGAACUUAUUCUAUAAUGCUCCGUGGUGAUUAUAACUUAUUCUGAAGUCGCGUUAAUUUUUUCAUUUUUUUCUUUUUCUUGUUAUCUUUUCACAAAACCUGGGAAUAUUGGAUUGCGAAGGUCUCGAAAGAAAGCGCGCUGUGGUUCGGUGGACUGACUUUUCAAGCGGGGAUGGCCACUGCAAGACUUGAUUACGUUGCUCCGUGGUGGACAUACUGGCUGCACAAUUUCCCCCACUUCAAUUUAUUUUUCCAGUCGGUCGACAACACUUUUAAGCCGGAGGAGGCGAGCUAUCAGCAGUCUCUGAUAUUCCUAGCAUGUGUUGGAGCGGUGGGUCUGGGUCUGAGCCUGCUGGUCGUGGCGGUGUGCCUGAUCUGCGUAUGUUGCUGCCGCAGAGACGUCGAUGAAGACACCAAAAGGCCUGAAUCCUGCUGUCUCACCUGGGCUGCUGUCAUCACAGGUCUCAUCAUAUGUUCGGCUGUGGGAGUGGGUUUCUAUGGUAACAGUGAGACCAACGAUGGCGUGUACCAGCUGACCUACUCGCUCUACAAUGCCAAUCACACAUUGGGUGGCAUCAACGAUCUGGUUGCAGGAUCUGUGGGUAAUGUUCAAACUGGACUCAAACAGCACCUGGAGCGCCUGGAUGAAAUAUUUGCCAAAAGGUCGGACUACCUCCAAGCUCUUCGCUUCAUGCAGCUGAUGAUCAACAACGUCAUUCGUGAGAUGACCACUCUGCCGGAUAUAAGUAAAGCUAAUGUUGACUUGGCAGCCAUCGCAGACCAAACAGCCUUUAUUGAGUAUUACAGAUGGCUGACCUAUCUGCUGCUGCUCAUCCUGGAUCUGGUCAUUUGCUUGGCCAUGUGCUUGGGGAUGGCCAGGCAUUCUCGAUGGCUGCUCAUCACGAUCAUGGCUUUUGUCGUGCUGUCUGUGAUGCUAAGCUGGGCCUCACUGGGAGCGGGCACUGCCACAGCUGUGGGCACCAGCGACUUUUGUGUGUCUCCAGACAAGUUUAUCGUGAACCAAACCAAGGAUUUCCUCAGUGCAGAUGUUGCACACUAUUAUUUGUUCUGCAGCCCGAAUCUACCAAACCCUUUCCAACAGUCUUUGACGGUCUGCCAGCGUUCCCUGACCACCAUGCAAAUCCAGAUCCAGGGCUUGCUGCAGUUCUCCGUCCCCGUCUUUCCCACUGCUGAGAGAGACCUUUUGGGGAUCCAGCGGCUGCUGAACUCGACUGAGUUCAGUCUCCACCGGCUAACAGCCUUGCUUGAUUGCCGUGGGCUCCAUAAGGACUACCUGGAUGCACUAAUGGGUGUAUGCUAUGAUGGGGUAGAAGGGCUCCUCUACCUCUCUCUGUUUUCUCUGCUGGCUGCCUGCGCGCUCUCUGCCAUGCUGUGUGCGAUUUUCAGAGUGUGGACACUAAUGGGCAGCAGAGACAAAGAGUAUGACGACAUAGAUGAGGAGGACCCAUUCAACCCCCAAGCGAGGCGACUAUCCUACAACUCAAGACGGUCCAACAUCCACAGUUUCUGCAGUUUCACCAGCAGCCUCGGUAGCCAGGCCAGCCUUCAUCCACCUCCGCAAUCUGCCUCGAAUGGCGCGCCACCUCCUGAAUACAUGAAUCAGUCCAUGUUGUUUGGAGGGAGUCCUCGGUAUGAGAAUGUGCCGCUGAUAGGGAGAGGAUCCCCACCUCCCUCGUACUCGCCGAGUAUGAGGACCACCUAUCUCUCUUUGACUGACGCCCAGAUCAGACACUUUGGGACUGACUUCCAGGUGUAGCCCGCUACAUACUGAAUCCUUUUUAAGGAGGCACUGUCUGAGACUCUGGGUUCUUACCGAGGAGGCUGUCUCCAUAGCGUAAUCCUGUUUACAGGAGCUGCAGCCUGCUGUCCCAAUCUGAGACGUGAAAGCAGGCCGCAUGACGCUAUUCCCUCCGAAACAGACCAAUGCAGUGCUCUGAAAGCCCUGCAUGCCGUUUUAAACUGAGAUGGCCUGAAAAGUUCAUCUCAAGACUGUUGUUGAUGUUAUUAUGAUGUUUGGAAACACUGUUCCUCCAAUAAAGGCAUUUAAGUUAGCCAAUUCAAGAGGCUCUGAGCUGACUGGUUCAAACAUG